GACAGGCUUGCAUAUGGCUAACUCGAUGGAAGCUCACAGGACGCUGAGGGAAAAACCACAAGUCUUUUCUCAGGACUAAAAAGCAUUAGCAAGCCCAGACGUGCGAUGAUAUAAUCACCAAAAGAGGAAGACGACAACAUAGCCAAGGUUGGCACAACGAUGUGCGGGACCGAGAUUGCAAUGAGACGACGUGUUCUGCUUUUGUUGAGCUAGUGGCAAUUACAUUCUGAGAAGGGAUCUUCAUCUUAGCUCCAGUUUGAAAAUUGUGCUGAAGAAAGACAACAAAAAGGGGAAAUUGCCAUGGCUGGAACGACAGGAAUCUCCUGGACUGAAAAUGACACCGAGAUUAACAACCUUUACCGAGACCUGGAGCUGGGCACCGUUUUGACCCUGUUUUAUUCAAAGAAGUCCCAGCGGCCAGAGAGAAGAACAUUUCAAGUCAAACUCGAGACUAGGCAAAUUAUAUGGACCAGAGGCACGGAUAAAAUAGAAGGAGAAAUCGACAUCCGGGAGAUUAAGGAGAUCCGGUCGGGGCAGAAGUCGCGGGACAUUGAGCGCUAUGUGGAGGACUCCGCUGCCCGGCCUGACCAGGCGCACUGCUUCGUCAUCCUGUACGGCCCCGAGUUCCGGCUCAAGGCCCUCAGCCUGGCAGCCACAUCGGAUGAGGAGAUGUCCAUGUGGGAGAAGGGUCUGACCUCCCUGGUAACAGACACACUCCAGUCCUCUACCCCGCUGCAGGUCGAGAGGUGGUUACGGAAGCAAUUCUAUGCAGUUGAUCGCAACAGAGAAGACAAGAUUUCCUGCAAGGAUCUGAAAAGCAUGCUGGGUCAGGUCAACUACAGAGUCCCCAACAUGAAAUUCCUGCGCGAGAAGUUUCCGGAUGUGGAGCUGAGGAACGGGGACGUUACCUACAGCCAGUUUGCCCAGCUGUAUCGCAGCCUGAUGUUCGACGCCCAGAAGUCUAUGGAAAUUCCUUUCCUACAGAGGUUCACAGAGAGACCUGACCAAGCCAGAGUCACACUGGAGGACUUCCAGAGCUUUCUAAUGGAGUAUCAGAAGGAGCUGUGGGCCACAGACAAUAACCAGGUGCAGGAGUACAUGUUUAAGUACCUGAAGGAUCCACUGAGGGAGAUCGAGCAGCCUUUCUUCUACCCAGAGGAGUUCCUUACCUACUUGUUCUCCAAAGAAAACACCAUCUGGGACUGGAAGCUGGACCAGGUGUGCCCUGAGGACAUGAACAAUCCUUUGUCGCACUAUUGGAUUUCCUCCUCCCACAACACCUACCUGACAGGUGACCAGUUUUCCAGCGAGUCUUCUCUGGAGGCGUACUCUCGCUGUCUGAGGAUGGGUUGCCGCUGCAUAGAAUUGGACUGCUGGGAUGGGCCUGACGGAAUGCCAGUGAUUUAUCACGGACACACCCUCACCACCAAGAUAAAGUUCUACGACGUCCUGACUACCAUAAAGGAACACGCCUUCAUAACAUCCGAGUAUCCUGUCAUCCUCUCCAUUGAGGACCACUGUAGUAUUGUCCAGCAGCGGAACAUGGCAACCUUCUUUAAGAAGGUGUUUGGAGACAUGCUGCUAACCAAGGCUGUGGACAUUUCAGCUGAUGGGCUCCCCUCUCCCAAUCAGCUGAAGAAGAAGAUCCUCAUCAAGCACAAGAAGCUGGCAGAGGGAAGUGCAUAUGAAGAAGUCUCCACCUCUACACCAUAUUCAGAGAAUGACAUAAGCAACUCAAUCAAGAAUGGCAUUCUCUACCUGGAGGACCCCAUUAACCAUGAGUGGUAUCCUCACUUCUUCGUCUUGACGAGCAGCAAGAUCUACUACUCUGAGGAGACGUCAAACAAUCAAGGGAACGAUGACGAAGAGGAGCAUAGAGAGGUGUCCAAUGGCAUGGACCAGCACGUGACAGAGAAGUGGUUUCACGGGAAGCUGGGUGCGGGCCGGGAUGGGAGGCAGAUCGCCGAGCGGCUGCUGACUGAAUACUGCCUGGAGACUGGCGCUCCCGAUGGAUCCUUCCUGGUGCGGGAGAGCGAGACCUUCGUGGGAGACUACACCCUGUCCUUCUGGCGCUCCGGAAGGGUCCAGCACUGCCGCAUCCAUUCCCGCCAGGAGGCCGGCAGCCCCAAGUUCUACCUGACGGACAACCUGGUGUUUGACACGCUGUUCGCCCUCAUCACGCACUACCAGCAAGUGGCUCUGCGCUGCAAUGAGUUUGAGAUGAAGCUCACAGAACCUGUCCCCCAGACAAAUGCCCACGAGAGCAAGGAGUGGUAUCAUGCAAACCUGACGAGGAGCCAGGCAGAGAACAUGCUAAUGAGGGUUCCUCGAGACGGGGCCUUCCUUGUGAGGAAGAGGACGGAGCCCAACUCCUUUGCCAUCUCCUUUAGAGCAGAGGGCAAGAUCAAGCACUGCCGUGUUCAGCAGGAGGGUCAGACAGUGGUUUUGGGGACCUCUGAGUUUGACAGCCUGGUGGACCUCAUCAGCUACUAUGAGAAGCACCCCUUGUACAGGAAAAUGAAGCUGCGCUACCCCAUCAAUGAGGAGACCCUGGAGAAAAUCGGCACGGCGGAACCAGACUAUGGGUCUUUGUACGAGGGACGCAAUCCUGGAUUCUAUGUAGAGGCCAAUCAAAUGCCCACAUUUAAGUGCACUGUGAAAGCCCUGUAUGAGUACAAGGCUCAGCGUGAUGAUGAGCUCUCCUUCAGCAAGAACGCUCUCAUCCAGAACGUGGAAAAACAGGAAGGGGGCUGGUGGAAGGGAGACUGUGGCGGGAAGAAGCAGCUCUGGUUUCCAGCCAACUAUGUGGAGGAGAUCAGCCCCACCGUUGUGGAACCGGACAGAUCUCCACUGACAGAGAACAGCCCUCUGGGAGAUCUCCUCAGAGGAAGUGUGGACGUGUCUUCCUGUCAGAUCGUGGUGAGGCAGGAUGGGAAGGGCAGCCGGCCCCACGUCUUCUCCCUGUACACUGCGGCCUCUCCUCGAGCCCCCCAGGUCCUGGACAUUGCCGCAAACACGCAGGAGGAGCUCAAGGUCUGGGUGCUGAAGAUCCGAGAGGUCACCAUGACCUCGGAAGCCAAGCUGGAAGAGGGGAAGAUGAUGGAGAGGAGGAAGAAGAUCGCCCUGGAACUGUCUGAUCUGGUCAUCUAUUGCCGGCCUGUGCCUUUUGAUGAGGACAAGAUUGGGACGGAGCGUGCCUGCUACCGGGACAUGUCCUCCUUCCCCGAAACCAAAGCGGAGAAGUACGUCAACAAGAUCAAGGGCAAGAAGUUCCUGCAGUACAACCGCCUGCAGCUGUCCCGGAUCUACCCCAAAGGCCAGCGGCUCGACUCCUCCAACUACGACCCCCUGCCCAUGUGGCUGUGCGGCAGCCAGCUGGUGGCACUCAACUUCCAGACUGCAGAUAAGCCCAUGCAGAUGAACCAGGCUCUGUUCAUGCUGAAUGGCCGGAGCGGAUAUGUGCUGCAACCUGCCAUCAUGAGAGAUGAGAACUUUGACCCCUUUGACCGACACUCUCUACGGGGCCUGGAGCCCAUCACCCUGCAGAUAGAGGUGCUGGGGGCUCGCCACCUGCCCAAACACGGGCGUGGCAUCGUGUGCCCGCUGAUCGAGGUGGAGGUGUGUGGGGCGGAGUAUGACAAUGCCAAGCAGAAGACAGACUCUGAAGCUGACAACGGUCUGAACCCCAUAUGGCCAAGGAAGCCCUUCCUCUUCACUGUCUGCAACUCGGAGUUUGCCUUCCUGCGAUUUGUAGUGUAUGAGAUUGACAUGUUCAACGAUCAGAACUUCCUGGCCCAGGCCACCUUCCCUGUCGCCGGCCUCAAGACAGGCUACAGGUCUGUCCCAUUGAAGAACAGCUACAAUGAGGACCUGGAGCUGGCUUCCCUACUGGUGCACAUGGACAUCCUCAGUGGCAGGCUGGAGAACGGGGAGGUGCUGAGUCCUCCUCUGGCUGCGUCUGUGGCGGCCCACGUGGGCAGGGACAGGCUGGGGGACACAGGCUCCACCUCCUCCACCGGCUCGGUCUCCUCCCUCCCCGCUUCCCCGGCCCAGGCCAUGGGCUACCGUGGGCGCGAGGGUUCCUUCGAAGCACGUUACCAGUCGCCCCUGGAUGACUUCCGGGUCUCCCAGGAGACGCUCCUGGACUCGGUCGAUCCUCAGAACAGAAGGUUAAUUCGCAGGACCAGAGUUGGCGGUGAGAACCGGGUGUAGACCGAACAAGGCCCAAAUCGAGGUCCUCUUGUAGUGAUGAUGUCACUGACUGCUGUGAAAGCUGUUUCUAUGGAAACGUCACCGCUUUGGCCUACAUUUCAGGCAGCUCUUCCUCUACUCUCUCCUUGGCCUCCCCAGAAAACUGCGCUAGAGGGAGUGUGGGUGGGGGAAAGCCAUCGGUCACGGAAACUUUAAAAAAAGAAGUACAGCCUUUCAUCUGAGUUGUUGUGAGCGAGCACUGUGCCACAGACACAACCACAGCAGGAUUCUUCAGGUUGUUUUGGCAUCAGUUUGACACGGAUUCCAGGUUAUUUUUUCCCUUUUUCCAGCUCAUAUAUACAUAUAUAUAUAUAUAUAUAUAUAUAAUAAAUAUAUAAAUAUAUUUAUUCCAGCUUGCUGUCUGCCAUUGAACGGCAACAGCAACAGCUGACCUGCUCUCAAAGAGCUUGUUUUUCAUGUUUUUUAUUUAAACUUCAAUUUAAACUUUCACAAUGUGAUUUUUAUUUUUAAUUUACAUGCGGGCAUUUUGAGAUGAGCAUUCAGUCUGAGCCAACGCUGACCACUGACAGAGUCAGGCUGCAAUAUAACAAUCGUGACAAGACAUGGGGAAGAAAGCUCUGUCUGUCUUUAAGCAGCAACCAUUGGAACAAGCAGGCACAUCAUCUCACAUUGUUUUUAAUUCUUCAACGAGUCAGAUGCAUGGUUGACUGACCGGUUACUGUACUCUUGCACGCCUGGUAGAUGCCCAGGGUGAUUUGAAAGGUAAAGUAGAGGAAAAAAAACAAUAAGGCAUACAGUUCCAGUUGUAAAUGAUCCAUUUACAAGAUACUGCAUUUGGUUAAUCAAAUCAGUUCAUAUUAAAGGCUGUUGAACUGCUCAACAAAGACGGAAGAAUAUAGAAUAGAAAAAACAGGAGACUUGCGUAAAUACCGUAUUAGUUUAAAGAGAUGUGAACUGAGAAUUGCGUGUUUGUACAUGCAAACUACCUUGUCUCGUACUUUAACGUUAUUCACUUUGUGGACAAUAUUGACUGAUUUUACUGAAAGAGCCCAGAUUUCAGACUGCGAGCACGCUAUAGGCCAAGCGCUGGUGUUGUGGGCAUUUGAACAGCGCUACAUUGAGUCAAAGAGCCUGCUCUUUUUCAGUUUCUACAUUUUGAACAUAAUCAACAGUUCUCAAUCAUAGUGCAGUGCUUCAUGCGUUUAAUUUCCAAGACUAACUGCUGUGUGUGUGUGUGUGUGCGUGUGUACCUUUCUGCCCUUUGUCAUGCUGUCCCUUUUUCUCUUGAGGAGAACUGGAUCAUGAUAAAAAUGCAAAUAUGUCCUUGUUGUCCAACCUUCUACAAUCUUCUAUGUACGUUACCCCAGUGAUAGCCAAAGCCAUUUUAUUACCACUUGAUUUUUGACUUUGGAAUAUGAAGUCUAUGCUUGAGGGGGAAUAUUUUUUUAGCUGUUCAGAAAAAAGAUUGUGAAGGGACACAAUUUUAGCUGUGACAUUGUGUUCCACAUGUUGCUCGUAGGUGCCUUGGAGUAUGCCUUUUUAUUUUGUUUUUAACAUUUAGCUUGUUGAGGGCUUUUUAUUUUUGACAAUAUGCGACUGUUUUAAGACUGACACCCUAGUCAUUCUAUGCAGUUUGUGCAGAAUGAUUUGGCUGUCUUCAGUCACACACAGUAUGCUAAAAAUGAGUACCAAGCUGAGCAAAGUGUUUUAUUGAGCUAUAAGUAAAGGCAAUUUGUUCCGAAAGGGAUGGUUCACGUUGUACAGUAAAAUAUAUAUUCCGGCUUUAUUGUAUGUUUUCAUUUAAGCCAGACUGUUCUCAAGUGUUAUGAAGAAUAUUUUAGAUACAGAAUUUUCAGAUUACCUGCAGGCUUUACAUGGGGUUACAGAUUUGUGGUUUAGAGUAAAAUACACUUAAAGUAACUCCAAAGAACAGGAACAGUAUGCCUCCAGAGGUUGUACCAAGGUAAUUACCUAAUUCAAUGGAAUAAGCAACCUGAGACUGCUACAUUCAAGCAAAGAAAACAAAAUGGAUAAUCUUGCUUGGAAUUGCGAAUAAAUGCAAUAUAAUUGUGUUGCUGUGAAUUUGAUCUCACUGUACAAGCUGAUUUGGAUUUACAUGUAGUGACUUUAUAAAAUUUAAACCACGGCACCUGUAAAUGUCCCAAUACCAACCAUUGUAAAGCGGAAAGGCUGCAGGAACUUCUGCUAAUAUGUAAAAUGUCCUUCAGCCCACAAAACUAUCCAGGCUCAUGAAAAGCAAACUAAAACUGAAAUAUUUUUUUAAACUCUAGAAAGCAAGCUAUUCCUUUAAUAUUGCAAAUAGGAUUAUUUAAUAAAAGGGACCACCAUCAAUCUUUGCAUUUGUCCCUGUAUCUGUGGCAAAGUGUGCAUUUAAAAAAAAAAUGUUAUGCAAUGAUAUACUUGAUGGCAGUGGAUGAUUUGUGUUCACAUUUCAUAUGCUGCACAAGGAAAGCCACCCUGGGGUGGGGUUCAAGUUGCAGUAUAUUGCAGUAACAACCUUCUGCCAGCAGAUGUCACCAUAUCAUGCAUGUAGCCCCUGGAAUUUGCAUCAAGAUCAGCCAUUCUGUAAAGGAACAGUGUUUGCUCUUAUGCUGACUUAUUGUGUUUUAAAAAAUAAUUUUUCAUUAAUCUGUCAGUGGAGUGUCACGUCUUAUGCAGCAACCUGAAAUCUGCAUUCCCCAUCUCCACAGUGUGGAAUGGAAUGGGAUUGUUGUUUCAAGACUCUUAUUGUAUUUUAAGUGUUUGAUUUUACUAGUGAGAGACCCAGAAGAAACAUUCUGCCAGAGGAACAAUCAAUCUGUGGAGAUUACUGCUCUCGUACUAAAGACGAGAAGAAAUGUUGGGGGUGUGGAGAAGGCAAAAUGUUUGAAAGUCAGCCAUACAGCUUUAAACAUUUGUAUAGUAAUAUGUAAACUGGGUAGCUGAGCUGCACUGGACUAGUAACUACAAAUAAAAAUGUGUCAGCUAUUACAACUGAAUUUCCAUGAAAGCCAUAUGGUUUCGGUUUAGUGAAAACCAGUUUGUGGGCUGUUAAAAUCCCCCUCUUUGGGGGAAUAAAAAAAAAAAAAAAAAAAGAUAUCUUUUUGCCAUCCCAUCAUGCCAGUUUUGAUUUUACAGCAAAUAAAAACCCAGAUUGUUUUGCUUUACUUGGUCCAUUGACCUGCGUAGAGUGGACUGAAUAAUGAAAACUACACUCAGACUGGGAUACAUGAGAAACCCACAGGCUUGUUACACUAUGUUCAGAAGACGCCUUAUGUAUUUGACCCUCUUUCAGACUUCCUACCGCUGUCCAAACAUUCCAUUCUGUGUGCGGGCAGCGGGGAGGCGGACCCACCUCCCCAUGCCAGCCCUGGCUUCCUGUCAUGCACUCCUUUGGUUGAAUACAUGUCUGUCUGUGAUGUAGGAGUUAGUGCAUGUGAACGGAAACAGGCUUUUCCCCAACUCUGCCGUCGCUGACCUGUCUAUCUUUCUUGUGCCUCUGUACAUACGACUGAGAUUUCCUGUUCAAAUGUUUUUUGUUUUUUUUUUGGUUACUGACAUUCUAUUUACAAACAAAGCCUUUCUGUAAUGUGCCUAAGCUAUGGGGGGGAAAAUGUUACAAGUAUAAAUUUUAAUUUUCCCUUUCAUAUGAUACAUAUUCAAGCCUGAAAAUUAAAGUACUUAUUCAACAAUU
Molecule: messenger RNA, 7906 nt
Organism: Conger conger (European conger)
Lineage: Eukaryota; Metazoa; Chordata; Actinopteri; Anguilliformes; Congridae
Gene: plcg1
Product: phospholipase C, gamma 1
Exons: 33
Coding region: 301-4212 (1303 amino acids)
Biological process (GO): positive regulation of epithelial cell migration; phosphatidylinositol-mediated signaling; phospholipid catabolic process
Molecular function (GO): phosphatidylinositol-4,5-bisphosphate phospholipase C activity; protein binding
Source: RefSeq, a predicted model, not a curated record